ACCAUUCCAGAAACCCAGGCAGGGCUCGGCUGUCCCUCUGGCUCCCAGAUUCUUUUGGCCACUCUCGCUUUGGGAGGCUCUCACAUUCCUCUGCAGAUCUGCCCCUUCCUCCUUCCUCCUCCUCUUGCUCCAGGGCCACUGGGUUUUCAAAUAUCCGGAAAAUCCAAGAGGGGCAAGGAGAAAAGCAGCAGCCGCCUGAAUCGAGUCCAAGGGUGGAUGUGUCCGGCUUCACAACGAGCCAGGCCGGGAAAACAAGGACUGAGGCUUACACAACAGGCCGCCAACUCUUCGACCCCGGCUGCGCAGCCGGAGCCCCCGCCGGCUCGGGCGCCCUCUCCCCGCCCCAGAAGUGGCCAGUCCCAACCCCAGAGGAAGGAGGGGGCGCGACGAGGCGGUCGGGCGACUUCUGGCCAGUCGCUGAGUGGUCUCUUUUGUUUGCCUAAUUCCUCAGCAGUUUCUGAGACUGACGCUGACCCUGCUCUGAAUCCCAGGAACCCCGUCCAAAGGGUCUACUGAGCACCAUCCCUUAUGCUGGACUCUGGCUACUUAAGUAGGAAUCAAGCCAGGUCCCUGCCAUUGCUCAGCCCGCAGCCGAGUGAGAAAGAAGCUGGCAACAGCAGCAAACAGGCAAUAAUCGGGGGAAGAUGGAAGAGUUGAGUCAAGCCCUGGCUAGUAGCUUUUCUGUGUCUCAAGAUCUGAACAGCACAGCUGCCCCACACCCCCGCCUAUCCCAGUACAAGUCCAAGUACAGUUCCUUGGAGCAGAGUGAGCGCCGCCGGCGGUUACUGGAACUGCAGAAAUCCAAGCGGCUGGAUUAUGUGAACCAUGCCAGAAGACUGGCUGAAGAUGACUGGACAGGGAUGGAGAGUGAGGAAGAAGAUAAGAAAGAUGAUGAAGAAAUGGACAUUGACACUGUCAAGAAGUUACCAAAACGCUAUGCUAAUCAAUUGAUGCUUUCUGAGUGGUUAAUUGACGUUCCUUCAGAUUUGGGGCGGGAAUGGAUUGUGGUCGUGUGCCCUGUUGGAAAAAGAGCUCUUAUCGUGGCCUCCAGGGGUUCUACCAGUGCCUACACCAAGAGUGGCUACUGUGUCAACAGGUUUUCUUCCCUUCUGCCAGGAGGCAAUAGGCGAAACUCAACAGCAAAAGACUACACCAUUCUAGAUUGCAUUUACAGUGAGGUAAACCAGACCUACUACGUUCUGGAUGUGAUGUGCUGGCGGGGACACCCUUUUUAUGAUUGCCAGACUGAUUUCCGAUUCUACUGGAUGCAUUCAAAGUUACCAGAAGAAGAAGGACUGGGAGAGAAAACCAAGCUCAAUCCUUUUAAAUUUGUGGGGCUAAAGAAUUUCCCUUGCACUCCCGAAAGCCUGUGUGAUGUGCUGUCUAUGGAUUUCCCUUUUGAGGUAGAUGGACUUCUCUUCUACCACAAGCAGACCCACUACAGCCCCGGAAGCACUCCCUUGGUGGGCUGGCUGCGUCCCUACAUGGUAUCAGAUGUCCUUGGUGUAGCUGUGCCAGCUGGGCUGCUGACCACCAAGCCAGACUAUGCUGGGCACCAGCUCCAGCAGAUUAUGGAGCACAAAAAGAGCCAGAAGGAAGGCAUGAAGGAGAAACUCACACACACGGCCUCUGAAAAUGGGCACUAUGAGUUGGAGCACCUGUCUACUCCCAAGUUGAAGAGUUCUCCCCAUAGCCCAGACCACCCUGGAAGCCUCAUGGAGAAUUAAAGAGGGAAGCCUCCUUAACGAGCCACAGGAUGGUACCCGGCCCCAAAAGGAAUCCUGGGCAGGAGGACAGUGACAACAGGUGACUUCAUUCUUUAGAGUGAACUUUCCAAAGCCAGUCUGGCUGGAAACAGCUUAUCUAUAAUCUGAAAUGCUGGCUCAAACAGUUAUGGGGAGGUUCCCAGAUUGGGUAGCAUUCAGAUUGAUUUGAGCAGCUCCUACUGUGAUAAGUGUAUCCCAGAUCCACAAUGUAAAUAUAUAUAUGUGAUUUGUAAGAAAGAA
Molecule: messenger RNA, 2006 nt
Organism: Cercocebus atys (sooty mangabey)
Lineage: Eukaryota; Metazoa; Chordata; Mammalia; Primates; Cercopithecidae
Gene: SNUPN
Product: snurportin 1
Exons: 10
Coding region: 645-1727 (360 amino acids)
Biological process (GO): protein import into nucleus; snRNA import into nucleus
Cellular component (GO): cytoplasm; nucleus
Molecular function (GO): protein binding; nuclear import signal receptor activity
Source: RefSeq, a predicted model, not a curated record